AUGCAGUGGCUCUACGACUUGUACACCUGGCUAACGGACACGUCGGCGCGCGAAGCGCACGAGGCGGACCUCUUCGCCCAGGCAAAGGACAUGAUCCUAACCUUUGCGGCGUGCCAGGCUGAAGAUCUCCAGUCGAUGGCCGAUGCGCGCGUACGUGCCAUCGUGACCCGCACGCUCGCGCUCGCGGACUAUCCCGUGCCCGUGGACCGCGCCGAGCGCACGAAAGUCAUGGGGUGGCUCGGCGAGUUCUUCACGCUGCUCGAGGUACCCGGCCACAACAGGCGCACGCUCGGCGCCAUCGUGCGGAGCUACUACGAUCUCCCUGCGGACGGCCCGAACCGCGCGCCGCCCGCGACGCAGUUCGACGUCGACACGCUCGCGCCGCGCGCCGAGGCGCUCGUCGACGCCGUGUUGUACCUCGAGAGCACGGGCGUGCUGGCCCACGCCGCGCUCUUCCCGCCCCAUUCGCCGGUCGAUCCGGCAAGCCACGAGCAGGUCAAGGCGGACGUGGUCGCCGAGCUGCGGCUCCGCCGGGUACAGUGGGAGGGCGAGAUGGCCGCCCGCGCGGCCAAGCGCGGCGCGCCAUUGUCCGACGAGGAGAGGCGGGCCGAGCUACGCGAGUUUCUGCGGAAUGCGGCGGCGGAGCGUGCGCGCGGGGAGGGGUCGUUGGCGCGGUAUCGCGCCGAGAGGGCAGCGUUGGCGUAG
Molecule: messenger RNA, 705 nt
Organism: Vanrija pseudolonga
Lineage: Eukaryota; Fungi; Basidiomycota; Tremellomycetes; Trichosporonales; Trichosporonaceae
Exons: 3
Coding region: 1-705 (234 amino acids)
Source: RefSeq, a predicted model, not a curated record